This is a messenger RNA of Phodopus roborovskii (desert hamster), 825 nucleotides long. It is a transcript of the gene Eif4e1b, whose product is annotated as eukaryotic translation initiation factor 4E family member 1B. The record is from RefSeq and is a predicted model, not a curated record. Gene Ontology annotation, cellular component: eukaryotic translation initiation factor 4F complex; cytoplasm. Gene Ontology annotation, biological process: translational initiation. Bases 1 to 825 code for a protein of 274 amino acids. Gene Ontology annotation, molecular function: translation initiation factor activity; RNA 7-methylguanosine cap binding. NCBI's taxonomy places the organism in Eukaryota, Metazoa, Chordata, Mammalia, Rodentia, Cricetidae. The transcript has 7 exons.
AUGGCCACUUCCGAUGCUACACUCAAAGCUGAGGGUGGAGAGCAGAAGGGGGAGGAGGAGGAGGAGAAAGAAAAGCCAUCAGAAGCAGCUGUGGGGGUCGGCCAAGGAGAAGAAGCCAGAGACCUUCCUGGACCCCUUCAGACUCCGAGGAGGACGUCCCGCAGAGAAUGCCAGCUCCGGGUCCUGACAGAGCAACACCCCCUGCAGUACAGGUGGGUUCUGUGGUUCUUCAAGAAUGACCGAAGCCGGGCCUGGCAGGACAAUCUGCAGCUAGUCACCAAGUUUGACACUGUGGAGGACUUCUGGGCGACCUACAGCCAUAUCAAGCUGGCCAGUAAGCUCUCUUCUGGCUGUGACUAUGCUCUGUUCAAGGAAGGCAUCCAGCCCAUGUGGGAAGACAACAGGAACAAGCGGGGUGGCCGCUGGCUGCUCAGUCUUGCCAAACAACAGCGCCACACCGAACUGGACCGUCUGUGGCUGGAGACAGUGACGGUGGUUGCAGCGGUCGCAAAGCUGGUGGGGUGGACCCUGUUUCCAAGCUGGAGCACUUACAACCUCCUUUGGGCCCAGUUGCUAUGUCUGCUUGGGGAGAGUUUUGAGGAAUCCAGUAAGGAUGUCUGUGGAGCUGUUGUCAACAUCCGCACCAAGGGGGACAAGAUUGCUGUCUGGACAAGUGAGGCAGAGAACCAGACGGCAGUGAUGCACAUCGGGCAGGUAUACAAAGAACGUCUGGGCCUCUCUACCAAGACCAUCAUUGGGUACCAGGCCCAUGCAGACACUGCUGCCAAGAGCAACUCUUUAGCCAAGAACAAGUUUGUGGUGUGA